GCAUGUACAUAGAUCAGCACAGGAAGACCAACCUGGAACCAUUUUGAUUCCUAAACUGAGCAAAUGUUUUCUCUGCAAGGUCAAAGUGGGAAACCUCUCCUUGUCUCUUUCCUCACAAAUCCUGUCUUAAGGGCACAUUUAAGAUAUGAAUAGGGUGACUCGGUCCAGGAACUAAGUAUUUAUCAUUACAAAAGACUGGCAAGGCUCCCCAGGAAAUCCAAUCAAGUAACCUGCCAGACAGGAGAUAGACAACAUUCAAAUUUCUGUUUUAGACCACCUUUUCUGUGACAUAGGUGUGAUGUAUCUGCGGGGUGGUCUUAGGUUAUAGCCCUUCUGUGAUGUAUGUAUGAUGUUUCUGGGCGCGGUCUUGAUCUUGUUGUUGUUUAGUCGCUUAGUCCUGUCCGACUCUUCGUGACCCCCUGGACCAGAGCACACCAGGCACUCCUGUCUUCCACUGCCUCCCGCAGUUUGGUCAGACUCAUGUUUGUGGCUUCGAGAACACUGUCCAACCAUCUCGUCCUCUGUCGUCCCCUUCUCCUUGCGCCCUCCAUCUUUCCCAACAUCAGGGUCUUUUCCAGGGAGUCUUCUCUUCUCAUGAGGUGAACAAAGUCUUGGAGCCUCAGCUUCAGGAUCUGUCCUUCCAGUGACCACUCAGGGCUGAUUUCCUUAAGAAUGGAUGCGUUUGAUCUUCUUGCAGUCCAUGGGACUCUCAAGAGUCUCCUCCAGCACCAUAAUUCAAAAGCAUCAAUUCUUCGGCAAUCAGCCUUCUUUAUGGUCCAGCUUUAUGGUCUUGAUCUACAGGGUGGCAAUUUCAAAAGUCUAUAUAAGGCCUUGCGGGCCAUUGUUCUGGGUCCCUCCUCUCUCCUGCAGGUGAGGGGAGCACCCUGUUGCAACAGAUCAAUAAAGAUCAAGCUUACUAGCAGCUUUGCUUCUCAAUAUUCUCUGGCUGGCCUCUGUUAUUUUCUCCUACCAAUAGGGAACCUAUGUAAGGACUCUAUAUGGGCUCUUGGAUACCCCAUAAGGGAAAAGGGCAAUUUUUGUUUACAACAUGUCUACUAUCCAUUUUCCUCUAUUCCUUGGUGUUAUUGUUUCUUUCCUUCUGUUUUUUCCAACGAAGCAGAAAACCUGGAAAGAUAGAUUGCAUCUGACCGUCCUGAUAGCAAUAAAAAGGGCAGACCGGAGGGUUGACCCUAGAAGGCAAUUAUUGAACAUGCUGUUCUUUUUCAGGGAGAGGAAGCUAUUCUUGAAAUCUAGGUAAAAGUUCGCCGUGCGACACAGCCCAAGAGAGGACUUUGCCCCUAUGGACUCACUGCCCACCCCAGACUGGGAAGGAGCAGGUGUGGGCGGUGGUGGUCAAAAGCUAUUUAGAUAACGGUUACUCAAUUUGACCCAGCGACGCCAAUUCCUUCUUUUUGCCCAUCAACGACCAGUCUUUGGUCCCAUUGGUGGACUGGGCGAGGGGAGGGAUUUCUAGUCCCCUGACGCUGUCUUUUUUUGUUUUGUUUAGUUGGAGUUUAAACUUUGCUACACAGUGGAAGGAGGUUUCGGGGCAGAGGGACCCAAGGGAGACAGGAGGAGAGAAAAACUCAGCCGGGACGCUGCCGUUGAGUUGUAAUAAAGGCCGCUUGGCAAAAGCCACGUCGAAGGAGGCAGAAGUCACCGACACACGGCUGGGGUGAGUUGGUACGGUUUGGUUCGUGGCAGGAUUUGGUGCAAAACCCCCCACCGCGUCCGCCACCGUUUGACCCAACCUGGGCCAUCUUUGGAAACCUGAGCAAUGCAAACAAGAGGACGAAGGUCAGGAUGGAGACGGGAGGGUGGAGGGGAGAUUGGACAUUGAGUGGUGUAUUGAGUUAAGCCUGUUAGCCGCUUGAGCAACCAAACAACAAACAGUUUGGGUUGCGUCUCGCUCAGAUCCACACCCUGCAGAUCCUGCUCAGAGUAGACCCAUCGAAACCAACAAACCUAGGGCUUGCUUCCAAGUUUAGUUCCACUUGGAACAGACCUACGGACUGGAAUUAUUGGACCUAAGUUAGUCACGCUCGUGAAUUUCAGCGGGUCUGCGGCGAGAACAGCUCACGCUGGGCACAGCCCUGAUCCGUCACGUUCAUUAACUUUGGUGGGUCUACUCUGCGUAAGGUGAGCAUAUGAUAAGAGCUUGCUUGGAUUAACAGCCCCAGCUACAGUGGCAUUUGCGUUUGCUUGCAGUUAUCCCUUUCAAAGCGGGGGAACAUGUUCAAAAUUGCUGAAGAGUCAUGAUUUUGUAGGUAGGCAUGAAUUGGGAAAUUGUGCAUGAAUGAAUUCUGCUCACAGGGCCUGAAUCACCUUGUGCCUGAGCCGCAGUAGCAGAAUGUGUACUUGGUGUCAAAGCUCAGGCUAAAACCUGGUGGUUUAAUAUUGAUUAUUUCACGUAUUUCAAAUGUUUUACAUCCUUUCCUUAAAUGGAUUUGUUUAAAGCAGCUUUGCAAAACCACACACUGUAAAACCGAACUCAGCACUAAACAUGUUUGGGGUAAAAAAACCCCAAAAUGUAUGUACUGCUGGAUCGUAAUAAAACCUCCGAACUGUUUACCAAAAAAGGAGAUUUAAAUAGGACAUUAACAUUUUCAGUCUAUUAAAAAACGGUCUUGGAAACAUUUGAAAGAUAAUUAAAAUCAAUGAUGGGCUAAAAAGACUUGUGCUUAAUCUCAAAUGCUGCAUGUUUGGGUAGGUAAAGGUAAAGGGACCCCUGACCAUUAGGUCCAGUCGCGGCCGACUCUGGGGUUGCGGUGCUCAUCUCGCUUUACUGGCCGACGGAGCCGGCGUACAGCUUCCGGGUCAUGUGGCCAGCACGACUAAGCCGCUUCUGGAGAACCAGAGCAGCGCACGGAAACGCCGUUUACCUUCCCGCCGGAGUGGUACCUAUUUAUCUACUUGCACUUUGACGUGCUUUCAAACUGCUAGGUUGGCAGGAGCUGGGAUUGAGCAACGGGAGCUCACCCGUCAUUGUGGGGAUUCGAACUGCCAACCUUCUGAUCGGCAAGUCCUAGGCUCUGUGGUUUAAUCCACAGUACCACCCGUGUCCCUGCAUGUCUGGGUAGGCUUGCCUUAAAAAAAAAAUUAAAAAAUGUUUUAAGCAGGCACUGAAAAGAGCAAAGCAAAGACACUUGCCUGAUGUCAAUAGGCAGGGAGUUCCAACGUGUAGGCACUGCCACGUUAAAAUGUUGGUAUUUUACAUGUGCAGAAAAAUUAUUACUGGCACCUGCGCCAGUUCCUUAGAUCGAAGUAGUCGACUGGACACAUCUGGAAGUCAGUAAGGUGAUCUUUCACAUAAACUGGCCUCAAGCGUUAAGGGGUUUUUAUACUAGUACUGAGGGACGCAGGUGGCAUUGUAGUCUAAACCACUGAGCCUUGGGCUUGCUGAUCAGAAGGUUGGUGGUUCAAAUCCCCAUGACAGGGUGAGCUCCCAUUGCUCGGUCCCUGCUCCUGCCAACCUAGCAGUUCGAAAGCACAUCAAAGUGCAAGUAGAUAAAUAGGUACCACUCUGGCAGGAAGGUAAACGGCGUUUCCGUGCGCUGCUCUGGUUCACCAAAAGUGGCUUAGUCCUGCUGGCCACAUGACCCGGAAAAACUGUCUGAGGACAAAUGCCAGCUCUCUUGGCCAGUAAAGUGAGAUGAGUGCCGCAACCCCAUUAGAUGAGGGCGGGUGGCGCUGUGGGUUAAACCAUAGAGCCUAGGACUUGCCGAUCAGAAGGUUGGUGGUUUGAAUCCCCGCGACGGGGUGAGCUCCCGUUGCUCGGUCCCGGUACGUUUGGCUCCCGGUACGUUUCCGAGCACAAUUCAAAGUGUUGAUGCUGACAUUUAAAGCCCUAAACGGCCUCAGCCCAGUAGACCUGAAGGAGCGUCUCCAUCCCCAUUUUUCUAGCUGGACACUGAGGUCCAGCACCGAGGGCCUUCUGGCAGUUCCCUCACUGAGAGAAGUGAGGUUACAGGGAACCAGGCAGAGGGCCUUCUCGGUGGUGGCACCCGCCCUGUGGAACGCCCUGCCACCAGAUGUCAAAGAGGAAAACUACCACCAGACUUUUAGAAGACAUCUGAAGGCAGCCCUGUUUAGGGAAGCUUUUAAUGUUUGAUGCAUUACUGUAUUUUAAUAUUUUGUUGGAAGCCGCCUGAUGGGCGGGGUAUAAAUAAUAUAUUGUUGUUGUUGUUACACCAGUCUUGAAAGACCUACCUUGGCUCCCAGUAUAUUUCUGAGCAAAAUUCAAAGUGUUGGUGAUGACCUUUAAAGCCCUAAACGGCCUCGGUCCAGAAUACCUGAAGGAGCGUCUCCCCCCCCCCCAUCGUUCAGCCCAGACACUGAGGUCCAGCUCCGAGGGCCUUCUGGUGAUUCCCUCACUGCAAGAAGCGAAGUUACAGGGAACCAGGCAGAGGGCCUUCUCAGUAGUGGCGCCCUCCCAUCAGAUGUCAAGGAAAUACAACAACUACAGUGGCAUCUCAGUUUAAGAACAACACUAUUUAUGAACUAUUUGGUUUAAGAACUCUGCAAAACCGGAAGUAGUGUCCCGGUUUGUGAACUUUACCUCGGUCUAAGAACAGAAGCAGAAUAGUGGAAGGGCACCGGCAGCAGGCGGCCUCAUUAGGGAAAAGGCACCUUGGUUUAAUAAUGGUUUCGGUUUAAGAACGGACUUCCGGAACGGAUUAAGUUUGUAAACCGAGGUACCACAGUACCUGACUUUUAGAAGACACUGAAGGCAGCCCUGUUUAGGGAAGUUUUUAAUGUCUGAUGUCUUAUUGUAUUUUUAAUAUUUUGUUGGAAGCCGCCCAGAGUGGCUGGGGAAACCCAGCCAGAUGGGUGGGGUAUAAAUAAUAAAUUAUUGUUGUUGUUAUUGUUAUUUCUGCAUGGUGAUGAAUGCUGUAGAUGUGGCCUACAGUCCUGAGCUUCUGGCCAUGCUGAUUUCUCUCUCUCUCUCUCUUUCUUGCAGACAUGACUGCCGCCAGCCUUGACAGCAUGGAGCUGCUGGACCUCCUCUUUGACCGGCAGGAUGGGGUCCUUCGCAGCGUGGAGAUUGGGUCAACAGCGACAGCUUGGAUGGGACUGGAAGACAGCGUGAGUUUAAGAGCUUGCAGCGACACAGAAGCAGAGAGGGAAUCAUGGAACAGUAGGGUUGGAAGGGAUCUCCAGGGUCAGUCCAGUCCAUAGCUGUCAACUUACAGAUUUGAAAAUAAGGGACCAGCAGCCUCGAAAAUAAGGGAUCAGCAGCCAAAAUAAGGGAUCAACAAUUACUUUGAUAAAAUACAUCUUCUGUUGCGUGCAAAUGGCUUUAGAUACCUAUGAGGUCCAUAAAUUACCAUAUAGCAUAUAUUCAACACAAAAAAACCAGCAACAAUUUGUUGUUGACAAAGCACAGCUGGACAUAGAAAGGGCCCCAUUACCUUCAGUAGCUUAUUUAAGGGACAUCAUCAAUAAGGGACAGCAGCUGGACAUGGCACUGGGAUAAGGGACUGUCCCGCCAAAUAAGGGACGCUUGACAGCUAUGGUCCAGUCCAGCCCCCUGCAAUGCAGGGAUCACUCUUGCGGGAGGCACCCACACCACAAAAGCCCAAUGUCUGGCCCCUCUCUCUGCAAAGCAGUGGCCAGAGCACAUGGGGUCACAGGCACUGAAAUAUACUCGGAGUCGAGUGUGGAUUUCAUGCUCUUUAUUCAGCUCAUAGUGGUGAGGAGGAAUGGAAGUUCCCCCGAAAUGUCUGCUUUAUAGACAUUAUUUACACAAUGGGCCCCACGUGAUUGGCUAAUUCCGGGAUUCUCCUGUAGGCCAGUCAGGUUGUGGAUUCACUUCCACCUGGAGUUGGAUUGGGUGGCUCCUGCGGACCAAUCAGACUGCUGCCUUCUGGAUCCUAUUGUUCUAGGACCAAUCAGACUGCUGCAUUCUGGAUCCUGUUGUUCUAGGACCAAUCAGACUGCUGCAUUCUGGAUCCUGUUGUUCUAGGACCAAUCAGACUGCUGCAUUCUGGAUCCUAUUCAACUCAGUACAUACAGGCACCAACAUAGGGUCUCCCCUUUGGAGAGCAGAAGACACUGCAAAGACUCUUGUGCUUUUAGGGUUUAUUCGCCUAUUUACACCCUCAGUCUGCACGGAGGUGGUGCAGAUCUUACAACGUGACCCAAAGCAUUGCAGGCAGUCCUUCCUCCUUCUUCCUUCUGCCCUUCCCCAGAGCAGUUUUACCCAGGCAACCUUCUAAAUCUCCAGUCCACAACUGGUGCGAAAAGUUCCAUUGUCUUGUUAAUGAUGGCUCUCUUAACAGCCCUAGUUUGGCCAGGCUACCCAGGAAUAUCUUUGCAGCUUAUAUUCUCCCUUCCUAUCACAAAUAACCCCAAAAUCCUAGCAUUUAUUGAUUUAAUGUUUAGGGAAACACCCGCCCCCCAGUUCUGUAACACCAUGAAUUUGAACAGCUGUGGCACCCCACCCAAGGAAAAAGUGGGAACUGUAGUUUUCCAUUCAACACCCAGCACCCUUAAACUACAGUUCCCAAGCUCUCUCACCAACAGGGAGGUCAGCCAUCCUUUUUCACCGACUCCUUACCAUAUUUUGCGCCCUCCUCUUUCACCCUCAUUAAGAGGUUCUUCAAUUCCUCCUCACUUUCUGCCAUCAAGGUUGUGUCAUCUGCAUAUCUGAGGUUGUUGAUAUUUCUUCCGGCGAUCUUAAUUCCGGCUAGGGAUUCAUCCAGCCCAGCCUUUCACAUGAUGAAUUCUGCAUAUAAGUUAAAUAAGCAGGGAGGCAAUAUACAGCCUUGUCGUACUCCUUUCCCAAUUUUGAACCAGUCAGUUGUUCCAUAUCCAGUUCUAACUUCUUGUCCCACGUAGAGAUUUCUCAGGAAACAGAUCAGGCGCUCCCAUUUCUGCCAUAGUUUGCUGUGGCCGACACAGUCAAAGAUGGUGGGACAGUGUUCUCGAAGCUACCAGCAUGAGUUUGACCAAACUGCGGGAGGCAGUGGAAGACAGGAGGGCCUGGCGUGCUCUGGUCCAGGGGGUCCCAAAGAGUCGGACACGACUAAACGACUAAACAAACAACUUGCCUGUCUUUUUACAGCGUUUGCUGAAAGCUCAAGAGAACGAGGAUUUCAUCAAUUCUAUCUUGGGGGCCCCAGAUGCCACCCUCGACUCCCCAAGCUGGUCCCCAGCGGCCAGCGACAGCGGCAUCUCCGAGGACCCCAGCUCUGACCAACUGGACAGCCCCCCUCACUACGUUCCGACGGGCAGCCCGGGGGCCUACUCUGACGGAGGCUCACACAGUGACCUGGCUUACCCUGCCUACCAGGACUCCUGCCGGGCCCUCCCUGUUCUGAAAGGGCCGGGUGCUGAGCUUAGAGAAGCGGAGGUGUCUAUAGACUUCAGUGAGUGACCCCUUCUCCUUUCGCUAGACCAGCUUUCCCCACAGUGCGUGUAAACAGCUUUGCGUGGACCCCCAACCCCAGAGUAGAAUAAUGACCAGGCAACAUGCUACGGGAUUAAAGUUGGCCACAACUUUAUUAAGUUUCAGAUGUAGGGAGGCCUUGGCUUAGGCACUGGGCGUUUAUCCUUCCCAGCUGGGGAUCUGGGAGACUUCAGGGUUAUCCAGAAUGUGUGGGGAUUGGGCUGGCUCUGGAGAACAUAUGUUCAAGCAGAGAGUCCGCCCCCCGUGUUGCUGCCGUCGCAGGGGAGAGCAAGCACAACCUCUCGGCGUAUGGCCAAUGCCUUUAAUGGGGAACCCUGGUAUCAUCGCCGCAAGGGGGCAUGGGUCACUGCUUCAGGCCCCCCCCAUUUAGGAAGAUAGAUUAAAUGUUGUGACGCCAAAGUUGUGACGUUUUGCUACGGGAAAGGCGAAACCUGCCAAUGCAGCAAAAUUCCUUUCCGGCCCUGAACCUGAUAUAGCAGCGUCUGCAUACCUGUGGAGAAGAGGUUAACCUGCAUAAAAAGCCUUAACUGAGGGAGGGGAGGGUGGGAGAAGCUCUGGAGCCGACUGCCACUUUGCAGGUAAGAUUCACCUUCUCUUGUGUGGGCAGGACGGUCCCUCUGCUUACCUGGUCAAUCCCCUGGCAACGCCUCCCCAGGCGGGAUUGGGCGAUUAGCUGAGGUAGGCGGAGACCUCCAGGUAUCCAGCCUGGGGAGGAUGAAGCCAGCCCAAAUUACCAGGAGUCGCACUGGGAUCUGGGGGGCUGCGCGCGACCACGCAAAAGGCGCCCCCAUUUGAUGUGGGAAGUGGUCAUUCGAAUGUUGGUAUCGCUGGAUCAGCUGCAUCAGUUUCGUUGAAUUAUUUGUUUCAUAACAAAUCGCGUGAUUGUAAAAAAAUUGUUGCAGAUCUAACUAAUCAAAUGUCUUCUCCCUCCUCCUUCUCCAGACCUCGUUUAUUCAAUUUCCUUAUGGUCCAUCAAAAACCUUGCUUAUUUAUUUUGUCCCGAUUGUUCCUUGCUCAGAGUAGGAGGUGGCGCUGUGGUCUGAACCACUGAGCCUCUUGGGCUUGCCGAUCAGAAGGUCGGCAGUUCGAAUCCCCACGACGGGGUGAGCUCCCGUUGCUCUGUCCCAGCUCCUGCCAACCUAGCAGUUUGGAAGCACGCCGGCGCAAGUAGAUAAAUAGAUACCACUGUGGCGGGAAGGUAAACGGUGCUUCCGUGCGCUCUGGUUUCCGUCCUGUUGUGCCAGAAGCGGUUGAGUCCCGCUGGCCACAUGACCCUGCAACUGUCUGUGGACAAACGCCGUCUCCCUCGGCCUGAAAGCGAGAUGAGCGUCGCAACCCCAGAGUCGACUUUGACUGGACUCAGCCGUCCAGGAGUCCUUUACCAUAUACCGUAUUUUUCGCUCUAUAGGACGCACCUGACCAUAGGACGCACCUUGUUUUAGAGGGGGAGAACAAGAAGCCCCUCCUCUCUGCUCAGCGCCCCUUCAGCGAAGCGGCAGGAGAAACAGAGCCCCUUCCAUUUCUCCCCCCACUUCGCUGAGGGGGCGCUGCACAGCUCUCCCUCUCUGCUGAAGCCAGGAGAGUCUUGCUCUCCCAGCUUCAGCAAAAGGAGCGCUCCCUCUGCGCUUCGGAGGCUUCGCGUUGCUAUCGCUGAAGCCAAGGAGCCUGCAUUCGCUCCAUAAGACGCACACACAUUUCCCCUUAAUUUUUGGAGGGGGGAAGUGCGUCCUAUAGAGCGAAAAAUACGGUAUAUUUUUUACCUUACCUGCAUGAAUCACUCCUUUCAACGGCUAGGCUUCCUCUCCCAAGUUAAGCUCAGAAAGAGGAAAACCCUGAUCUUGAACAUUGGGUGGUGUAGUCGUCUCCGCACAGCAACGGUUUGCAGGCGUCUGUGUUGCUGCCAGGCGAUCCCCCCAUACAUUAUUGGGGCGAGUGGUGGGUGGAAAGCAAGGCUCAUGGGCUGAGCCUCCGUACGACCUGCCGGCUUGCACAUUCUUUAUUUGGGCAAAGCCAGAAAGCAGCUGAGCUGAGGGGUACCUUGCGAACUUGUCUUUUUUUACCUUGUUUUCGUCUUCGUGCAAAAUGCACCGGAGCAAACAGAUUGGAAAACAGAAGGGAAAGUGGACAUUGCAGGGGCUUCCAGAGGAUUUGUUUGCAGGGAGAUUAGAUGGCCAUUUUGCGUCAGAGCAGCUGCUGCCCUGGCCCUGUCACUUUCCUUAUCUCUAAAAACUCUGACCUUUCGAGGGAGAAGGUUCCUCCAAGACCUGCCAGCCAAUUUUAAUUGCAUCACCUGAAUCUUGUCAGUAUGUGAUUGAAUCCCACACCAAAUACGGGGACAGCCAGGGCAGUGCCUUCGGUCUCCAGGACCUGGUGCUAAGCGCAUUGCUUAGGAUCAGAGAAUUGUAGGGUCGGAAGGGAUCCCUGAGGGUCAUCUAGUCCAACCCGCUACAAGGCAGGGAUCGCAGCUAAAGAAUCCCUGACAGAUGGCCACCCAGUAAAGGUAAAGGUAAAGGGACCCCUGACCGUUAGGUUCAGUUGUGACCGACUCUGGGGUUGCGGCACUCAUCUCGCUUUACUGGCCAAGGGAGCCGGCGUACAGCUUCCGGGUCAUGUGGCCAGCAUGACUAAGCCGCUUCUGGCGAACCAGAGCAGUGCACGGAAACGCCGUUUACCUUCCCGCCGGAGCGGUACCUAUUUAUCUACUUGCACUGGUGUGCUUUCGAACUGCUAGGUUGGCAGAAGCAGGGACCGAGCAAUGGGAGCUCACCCCGUCACGGGGAUUCGAACCGCUGACCUUCUGAUCAGCAAGUACUAGACUCUGUGGUUUAACCCAAAGCGCCACCCGCGUCCUUGAUGGCCACCCAACCUCCGUUUAAAAACCUCCCGUCAACCACUUUCCGAAGCAGCCCAGCCCACGGUCAAACAGCUCUUACUGUCAGAAAGUUCUUCCUAAUGUUUAGUCCGAAUCUGCUUUCUAGUAUUUGAAUCCAUUGUUUUGAGUCCCACCCCUCUGGAGCAGCGGAAAGCAUAAGAGUUAUGUAUGCUGAAAACGCAUGGCUCACCUGUGGCCUCUCCUCCCAAAACUGGUCAUUUAAAAAUAAUCUUAAUGCACUUUAAAAAAAUAAAUCUGUUUUUCCUAUUGAUCUCCUGCCAAAGUGCUUGUUCCCUGAUUAUUAUUAUUUUUUACCAUUUUCAUUUUUUCUAAAAGCAUUUUAACCCCCCUCCAAUUACAGUGGUACCUCGGGUUAAGUACUUAAUUCGUUCCGGAGGUCCGUUCUUAACCUGAAACUGUUCUUAACCUGAAGCACCACUUUAGCUAAUGGGGCCUCCCGCUGCCGCCGCACCGCCGGAACACGAUUUCUGUUCUCAUCCUGAAGCAAAGUUCUGAACCCGAGGUACUAUUUCUGGGUUAGCGGAGUCUGUAACCUGAAGCGUCUGUAACCCGAGGUACCACUGUACUCUCAUAGGCCACCCGCUGUGAUACCAUGAUGCCAAAAACUUUUUUUGGGGGGUGGGGCCUCUUCAAGCCCUUCCCCAGAGUUGUUGUAUAUAUGAUUAUUAGGCUGGGGGGGGGGGAAUUAAUUAUUAUUUUUUAAUUCCAAAGAUCCCACAUUGUGAUACUCUAAUGCCAAAAGCUUCUUAUAUGCACCCCUCCCCGUUUUUUUAAAAUGCAGCAGCUCUGAGCAUUUUGUUUCCUCUUUUGCAGAUAUGUGGGAGGCAGGAUUUUACCCGGAGGAGAGGCAGGAACAAGCCGCCCCCCAGCUGAAUUCGUGCACCCUGACCAUAAAGGACCUUUUGCUGUCAAACAGCUGUGAGAUGGUGAGACUCUCAAUGGUGCUGACCUUUAAAGCCUUAAACAGCCUCGGUCCUGUAUACCUGAAGGAGCAUCUCCACCCCCAUCGUCCAGCCCGGACACUGAGGUCCAGCGCCGAGGGCCUUCUGGUGGUCCCUCCCUGCGAGAAGUGAGGUUACAGGGAACUAGGCAGAGGGCCUUCUCAGUGGUGGCACCCGCCCUGUGGAACGCCCUCCCAGCAGACGUCAAGGCAAUAAACAACUAUUUUAUUUUUAAAAGACAACUGAAGGCGGUCCUGUUUAGGGAAGUUUUUAAUGUCUGACGUUGCAUUGUUUUUAAUAUUCGGUUGGAAGCCGCCCUGAGGGGCCGGGGAAACCCAGCCAGGUGGGCGGGGUAUAAAUAAAAAAUUAUUAUUAUUAUAUUAUUAUUAUAAUCAGGCUAAAGCUGUCAGAAGGCUUCCGGGAAAUCCUGGUUUGCUUUUACAGUACAGUCAUACCUCGAGUUGAAUGUGCUUCGGGUUGAGCGCAACCCUGAAGUAACGGAGCGCGUUACUUCCAGGUUUCGCCACUCGCGCAUGCACAGACGCUCAGAAUGACGUCACGCGCAUGUGCGGAAGCGGCGAAACGCAACCCGUGCACGCCCCAACGCGUCUUGCGUUCCUGAAAUAUACUCAGAGUCAAGAGUGGAUUUCAUGCUCUUUAUUCAGCUCAUAGUGGUGAGGAGGAAUGAAUGUUCCCUCAAAGUAUCUGCUUUAUAUACAUUAUUUACACAAUGGGCUGCACGCGAUUGGCUAAUUCCAGAAUUCUCCUGUAGGCCAAUCAGGUUGUGGAUUCACUUCCAUCUGUAGCUGGAUUGGGUGGCUCCUGCAGACCAAUCAUACUGCUGCAUUGUUCUAGGACCAAUCAGACUGCUGCCUUUUGGAUCCUAUUGUUCUAGGACCAAUCAGACUGCUGCAUUCUGGAUCCUAUUGUUCUAGGACCAAUCAGACUGCUGCAUUCUAAAUCCUAUUGUUCUAGGACCAAUCAGACUGCUGCAUUCUGGAUCCUAUUGUUCUAGGACCAAUCAGACUGCUGCAUUCUGAAUCCUAUUGUUCUAGGACCAAUCAGACUGCUGCAUUCUGGAUCCUAUUGUUCUAGGACCAAUCAGAGUGCUGCAUUCUGGAUCCUAUUGUUCUAGGACCAAUCAGACUGCUGCAUUCUGGAUCCAGAACGGAUCCCGUUCGCAUCCCAAAGUGCCACUGUACAUGUAUUGUCUUCUGUUGAAGAACCUAGUAAGCGGCCGUCUUCGGCUUUGAUUAACGUGCCCCUUUCUCAUGUCGCAGCACCAACAAGGCAUGAACCCAUCGCUGUUGAGACAAACCCCCGGGACCUGCCAGGAACUGGUCCUGACCGAGGAUGAGAAGAAGCUAUUGGCCAAGGAAGGAGUGACUCUACCCACCCAGCUGCCUCUUACCAAGGUGAAUGCUUCACCAGGCCAAAGGGUGGACCAUCUGGUCCAUCAUCAUCCUCUUCUAGCACUGGCCAACCAGAUGCCUCAAUGAGAACGCCCCAAAUUCUGGAAACUGCAGGAGGAGAGAGUGUUAUCGUGCUUGCAGGAUUCCCACAGGCGUCUGGGCAGCCACUGUGAGGACAGGAUGGUGGCUUAGAUGGGCCAUUGGCCCAGGGGCGUAGUGGGGGAGGGGUGUCACGGUCCAGUUCACGGGCGAUCGAAGUCCCGGCAGGGGACGUCAGGACCGGGGGCAAGAUGGCGGGGAGGGAGCAGGAAUGGGGGUCCAGGAGUCAGGAAGCCUGGAGUCACAAAGUCAGGGGUCCGAGGGUUAGGAAGCAAGGAGUCACGAAGCCAGGGGUCCGAGGGUCAGGAAGCAAGGAGUCACGAAAUCAAGGGUCCAAGGGGCGAGAAGCAAGGAGUCACGAAGUCAGGGGUCCGAGGGUCAGGAAGCCAGGAGUCACGAAGUCAGGGGUCCGAGGGUCAGGAAGCCAGGAGUCAAGAGGCCAAGGGUCUGAGGGUCAGGAAGCAAGGAGUCACAAAGUCAGGGGUCCGAGGGUCAGGAAGCCAGGAGUCACAAAGUCAGGGGUCCAAGGGUUAGGAAGCAAGGAGUCACGAAGCCAGGGGUCCGAGGGUCAGGAAGCAAGGAGUCACGAAGUCAGGGGUCCAAGAAGCAAGGAGUCAUAAAGUCAAGGGUCCGAGGGACGGGAAGCAAGGAGUCACGAGGUCAGGGGUCCGAGGAUCAAGAAGCAAGGAGUCACAAAAUCAAGGGUCCGAGGGGCGAGAAGCAAGGAGUCAAGAAGUCAGGGGUCCAAGAAGCAAGGAGCCAAACGCAGCAAGGCAGGGAACGUGUUGCUGUGGCAAAGAGCUGAAGGGAAAUGCUGACCUUAUAUCCCUUCCCGGCUCUUGCCACCAGGUGCUAUGAGUAACCAGUCGACCUCACCUGUGUGGCCGCACCUUGCCUCUCCAGAACAAACUUAGGAAGGCCCCAUUACCUUCCCACCGGAGUGGUACCUAUUUAUCUACUUGCACUUUGACGUGCUUUCGAACUGCUAGGUGGGCAGGAGCAGGGACCGAGCAAUGGGAGCUCACCCCGUCAUUGCGGGGAUUCGAACUGCCGACCUUCUGAUUGGCAAGUCCUAGGCUCUGUGGUUUAACCCACAGCGCCACCCGCAUCCCCGCAAGUUGCAAAUAAACGUACACAAAACUGCCAGAGACUCAUUAAUUUAUUAUCGGAGCUUGCUUGCCUGCCUGAGAUCAUUACAGCCAAGCUGAAACUGGGAGAGGAAGGGCCUUUGCAUCCCUCUCCCACCGUUUGUGAAUUUCCAUGAGUUAAUUCACAAACCCAUAUAGAAAUGCAGUACAGAAAAAGUGGGGGAAACGAGAAAUUGAAAUGGACAUAUUUUCCCAUGCCUACCUUAAGCCGGCUGCAGAAAAAAUAAAAUAAAAAUCUAGUUAGUAGCCCCAUGACUAGAAUCCAGCUGUUAAGCUGUUUCCUUUGCACCUUGCAGUAUGAGGAGAGAGUCCUCAAGAAGAUUCGCCGAAAGAUCCGGAAUAAGCAGUCGGCGCAGGAAAGUCGGAAGAAGAAGAAAGAGUAUAUUGACGGACUGGAGAGCCGGUAUGUCAUCUUUCCGCGCCCUCUUCCUGCAGAAUUUAUUCGUAGUCUGAUAAAGAAGUGGGAAGAUAGAUCUGAAAGUUGAAAUUUUUGAGUUUAGUGUUCAGUUCAGUUUUAUUUAUACUUUUCAAAUUUAUACAUUUCGUUAGUUUUACAAUCAAUCUGACACCCUAAAAUUUGACUUCCUUCCUCCUCUUUCUGUGGUUUCCUAAAUUUCUUUCUUUCUUUCCCCCCAUAAUAUGCUUUUUAUUAGUUUUCUUACUUAACAAACACACACAAGAAAUUAACAAAAAUGAUAAAAUGAUAACAAAAAACCCCCCAUACAUACAUAAAUUCAUACGUUCUUACAAAAUAACUUUUGCCACCAUAUUCUUAAUUCCCAAUUCCUUAUCUUCCCCAAUAGACUUCCAUCUUCCUCAAAGUGUGUCUGUCUUAUCUGUUUAAUAAACUGCUUCUUUAAUCAUUUCGCCAUUUCUUCUGUUAUCUGAAUACCAUACUUAUAAUCCAUAUUGUGGUUUGCGAAAAUUAAUCAAAGAAUGUCCAGGUUUUAACUUGAGGGCACGGUUGUUGUUGUUUUAAAUAUUCUUUAUAAAUUUCCCACUCCUUUUUGAACUUUUGGUUUGGUUGUCUCCUAAUUGUCUCUGUCAUUUUUGCCAGUUCAAGAUAUUCAAAUAAUUUAUCCUGCCAUUCUUCUUUUGUUGGUACUAAUUUUUCUUUCCAAUUUCUGGCAAUUAAUAUUCUUACUGCUGUUGUAGCAUAUAAGAAUAUUCUUUUUUUCAUUUGGAAUAUCUGAAUCUAAAAUGCCUAAGAGGAAGGUAUCUGGUUUCUUUAUGAAAGUUUGAUUAAAUAUUUUAAAAUUCGUCAUAGAUAAUAUCCCAAAAAUUCUUAAUUUUUUUGCAACCCCACCACAUAUGAUAUAGUGUUCUGCCUGUUUACACCUCCACCAUGUAUUAGAUCUCGUUUUAUACAUUUUGGAUAGUUUGCUGGGAGUUAUAAACCACCUGUAAAACGUCUUCAAAAGAUUUUACUUUUGUGUCUAACAGGCCGUAAAUUUCCAUUCUUUAUUCCAUAAUCUUUCUCAUGCCAAUAGUUGGAUAUUUUUACCAAAAUCUUUCGCCCACUUAAUUAUUCCUUCUUUCACCUCUUCAUCUUUCACCUCCCAUUCUAGAAGCCUAUACAUUCUAGAUAUGUACCGUAUUUUUCGCUCUAUAGGACGCACUUUUCCCCCUCCAAAAAUGAAGGGGAAAUGUGUGUGCGUCCUAUGGAGCGAAUGCAGGCUUUCGCUGAAGCCUGGAGAGCAAGAGGGGUCAGUGUACACCGGCCCCUCUCGCUCUCCAGGCUUCAGGAAGCUAUCCGCAAGCCUGCGGAGCCUGGCAGGAACUCCCGCCGGGCUCCGAAGGCUUGUGGAUAGCAGCCUGCAGCCCGAAGACCGGGGAGCGCAGCGCUGCGGACCCUGGGCUUAGGACAGCUAUCCGCAAGCCUGCGGACCGCUCCCCCAGCCCGUAAGCUCCGGGAGUGGUGGCAAGGCUGUGCAACUGUGCCUCGGCUCCCGGACCUGUUCUGGGGGCUGGGGUCGGGGGAAGCUCGGGCUUCCCCCGCCCCUGCCCCGCGGCUAAGAAGGAAGCCGCGUGCAGCCUCUUCCGGCUGGAGAGGUUGUACGUGGCUAAAGAGGAAGCCAAGACAGCCAACAGGAUGGAUCCCACUGGCUAUCUUGGCUUCUUUGCUCUUUGGGGCUGGGGGGAAAUAAAAUUAUUUCCCCCCAAAAAACUAGGUGCGCCCUAUGGAGCGAAAAAUACGGUACAUUCUAGAAUCUCCCUGCUCCUCCUCAUCAGAGAGGAGCUGAUCUGCCUGAGAAAGCAUUCCCCAAUCCUCUGAUUCAGACAGAGACCCAGACGGACCAAUCUGCCACUCCCUAGCUGCAGUUCUGACGAAAACCCCUCCUGUGAAGUUGCUGCUUGCAUUGGAAAGGGAAUUUGCCGCUGGCACCAAUGAAAGCUUUACGCUCCGUUCUCUCUGCUCCUCGUGCAUAGAUCUUGCCACCUCGUUUUCUCAGCCGACAGGACGUUUUAAGUUUUAAGGAACUUUUAAGGGGUGACCGGGCUUCUUGCUAUCCUUUCCUACUCACCCUCUUUGCCGUCCUCCAGGAUGUCCGCUUGCACGGCUCAGAACCAGGAGCUACAAAGGAAAGUCGUUCACUUGGAGAAGCAGAACUUGUAAGUCAUUUCCUGCUUCCAUAGUGGUGUUUUUUCCCUUUUGUUUUUUAACCGGGAAGCAAUUACUCGCGGGGGGGGAGGUGGAUGAAGAGACAUCUAUACCUGCGCAGAUGUAGGACGUGUGGAGGAAUAGAAGAUAGAAAUGCGAGGACGCCAAAAUGGACAGAAACGCACCCAUCCCUGGUUAUCCACCUGAAAUAUACUCGGAGUAGAGUGUGGAUUUCAUGCUCUUUACUCACCUCAUAGUACAGUGGUGCCUCGCAAGGCGAAAAGAAUCCGUUCCGCGAGUCUCUUCGUCUUGCGGUUUUUUUGUCUUGCGAAGCAAGCCCAUUAGCGGUUUAGCGGAUUAGCGCUAUUAGCGGCUUAGCGGGCUUAGCGGAUCAGCUGAUAAGCGGCUUAGCGGAUCAGCUGAUAAGCGGCUUAGUGGCUUAGCGGAUCAGCUGAUAAGCGGCUUAGUGGCUUAACGGAUCAGCUGUUAAGCGGCUUAGCGGAUCAGCUGAUAAGCGGCUUAGCGGCUUGGGGAAAAGGGGAGGGGAAGGAAAAAAACCCCGCAGGAACUCGCAAGACAUUUUCGUCUUGCGAAGCAAGCCCAUAGGAAAUUCGUUUUGCGAAGCACCUCCAAAACGGAAAACCCUUUCGUCUAGCGGGUUUUCCGUCUUGCGAGGCAUUCGUCUUGCGGGGCACCACUGUAGUGAGGAAUGGAAGUUCCCCCGAAAUGUCUGCUUUAUAUACAUUAUUUACACAAUGGGCCCCACGUGAUUGGCUAGUUCCAGGAUUCUCCUGUAGGCCAAUCAGGUUGUGGAUUCACUUCCACCUGGAGUUGUGGGAUGUAAAACACAGGAGCAGUCAAUUACAACAUUCCUAGAGUGUACAUGUUGAGACAUGGGGAGGGAUGUUUGUCCAGCCAGCAGGUAAACUUCCUGGGACACACUUCCUCCGCAUGUGACCAGAGGUGGGUGUGGCCUCACCUGUGCAAGUAAUGAUAAAAGCACAGGGCAGGGGCAGCCAUCUCUCUCUUACUCUCUUGCUCUCUUGCCUCUUAUCUUCCUUCGAAGAAGCAACAUCUGCUAAAGAUGCUCUUUUGGCUCCCAGCCUAGAGAGGACAAAGGGACUAUCUUCUUAUAAGAUAAGUCUCCUUCUUUGGAGGUGGAGUCUCCUUCUUUGGAGGUCUUUAAGCAGAGGCUUGACAACCAUAUGUCAGGAGUGCUCUGAUGGUGUUUCCUGCUUGGCAGGGGGUUGGACUCGAUGGCCCUUGUGGUCUCUUCCAACUCUAUUAUUCUAUGAUUCUAUGAUUCUAGAAUCUAAAUGUAUAUUACCUUAUUAAGCCGUCUGCCUUCUGGGAUCCAAUUAUGAACAGAAUGUGAGUAAACUCUUUUUUUAUAUACUUUUAUAAAAGACUGUGUUCUGUCUUGUAUUUUAAGAGGGAACAAAGGGGAAAUUACCAGAGUAAUUAUUAUAGAGGUUCUAGUGAACCUGAGUACACGUUACCGUUGUGAACUUAAAAGGGGAAUGUCUUACUCUGCUGAUAUUUUGGGAACUUGUUAGCACAAGUUGGAUAAGGAUAUAAUCAGUCAAUAUAUCCUCUCCUGAAUCCCUGAACAUUCCCACAGGAGUCAGAUUGGGUGGCUCCUGCGGACCAAUCAGACUGCUGCCUUCUGGAUCCUAUUGUUCUAGGACCAAUCAGACUGCUGCAAUUUGGAUCAUAGAAUCAUAGAAUCAUAGAGUUGGAAGAGACCACAAGGGCCAUCGAGUCCAACCCCCUGCCAAGCAGGAAACACCACCAGAGCACUCCUGACAUAUGGUUGUCAAGCCUCUGCUUAAAGACCUCCAAAGAAGGAGACUCCACCACACUCCUUGGCAGCAAAUUCCACUGUCGAACAGCUCUUACUGUCAGGAAGUUCUUCCUAAUGUUUAGGUGGAAUCUUCUUUCUUGUAGUUUGGAUCCAUUCCUCCGUGUCCGCUUCUCUGGAGCAGCAGAAAACAACCUUUCUCCCUCCUCUAUGUGACAUCCUUUUCAACUCAGUACAUAACACCACCUAAUUUCUUCCCAGGUCCCUCCUGCAGCAACUGAAGAAACUCCAGGGACUGGUGAUGCAGUCAAGCGGCAAGGCAGCCCAAACAGGCACUUGUGUUGCGGUACGUGGUAGUGUGUGUGUGGGGGUGUCAUGUGGGUGUGGAAGAAGCUGGUCUAUUUCCCCUCCCCGCUGCCUCUUUUCAAGACAGGUUUUGGGAUGAGUUUAGGCUUGAAUGAGCCUGUGCAGCCCGGGCCAAUGAUGGAGAGAGACCGCGUGGCCCUUCAGAGGUUGCUGGGCUCCAAGUCCUACUCAAGAGUGGGCCUGUGGAAGUUAACGGGCACAACUAAGACUAAGACUAAACCACUGGGCCUCUUGGGCUUGCCCAUCAGAAGGUCGGCGGUUUGAAUCCCCACGUCGGGGUGAGCUCCCGUUGCUCGGUCCCAGCUCCUGCCAACCUAGCAGUUUGAAAGCACAUCAAAGUGCAAGUAGAUAAAUAGGUACCGCUCUGGUGGGAAGGUAAAUGGUGUUUAUGUGCGCUCUGGUUUCCGUCCCGGUGUUCUGUUGCGGUAGAAGCAGUUUAGUACUCCUGGCCACAUGACCCGGAAAGCUGUCUGCAGACAAACGCCGUCUCCCUUGGCCUGAAAGUGAGAUGAGCUCUGCAACCCCAGAGUCGUCUGCGACUGGACUUAACCGUCCAGGGGUCCUUUACCUUUUAAGACAGACACCUGACUCUACUUUCUGCCCCCACCCACCCCUUUCAGGUCCUGCUGCUUUCCUUUGCCCUGAUCGUCUUCCCCUCCAUCAGACCUUUCACUCGCAACAAAGCCGAGUUGGAAGGAGACUUCAUACCUGUGAGAGGUGAGCGAUGGGUUGGGUGAAAAUGAGUGGCUGACAAGCACACACAUACACACAGUAAAUUGCCAGAGGUACUGAAUAUUUGAUGCACGGAACAUCUUGUUUUGUGUUCAGUAGCUAGGUAUUGGGGAGGGAAUGAUUCAGUACAUAUUUAAUGGCAAACAUACCUAAUUUGGGGCUUCCAAACAUACAGCGGUGCCCCGCAAGACGAAUGCCUCGCAAGACGGAAAACCCGCUAGACGAAAGGGUUUUCCGUUUUGGAGGUGCUUCGCAGAACGAAUUUCCUAUGGGCUUGCUUCGCAAGACGAAAAUGUCUUGCGAGUUCCUGCGGGGUUUUUUUCCUUUCCCCCCCCUUUUUCCCAAGCCGCUAAACCGCUUAUCAGCUAAUCGGCUAAGCCGCUUAACAGCUGAUCGCUAAGCCGCUUAUCAGCUGAUCAGCUAAGCCGCUUAACAGCUGAUCGCUAAGCCGCUUAUCAGCUGAUCGUUAAGCCGCUUAUCAGCUGAUCCUUAAGCCGCUUAACAGCUGAUCGAUAAGCCGCUUAUCAGCUGAUCCGCUAAGCCCGCUAAGCCGCUAAUACUGUAGUGCUAAUCCGCUAAACUGCUAAUGGGCUUGCUUCGCAAGACGAAAAAACCCGCAAGACGAAGAGACUCGUGGAACGGAUUCUUUUUGUCUUGCGAGGCACCACUGUACCUAAUUUGGAGGUUUUUCAGCAGAGUAUGGGUGGGAAACUCAGCCAGAUGGGCAAGGUGGUAUUAUUAUUAUUAUUAUUAUUUUUAUUAUUAUUUCAAGUUCCAAGAUGGUCAAGGGCCUUAUGCCAACUAUUUCUUUUUAAAAAAAUCAUUUUUAUUGAUUUUCCAAUAAAAAACAUCCAAUUAAUAUAUCCAAUCCUAAUACUCCAAUUAAAACACAAAAAAUAAAAAAGACCAAAUUAUAAUUAUUAAUUUUUUUGAGCUCCCCACGGUCUGGAUCUCUGAAGCAUAUCUCCACAUCUCAGUCCUGCCUCUCCUCGUUGCUUCCCUAUUUUCCACAUCUCGAUUUUGACGCUUUGUAAUUCUCCGCCCCUGAGUCCACGAUUCUCAGUCAUGUCAAACAUCGUGUACUUUCAUCCGUCGAAUACGGCUUCGUUAGUAUAUAUUUUUCCAACUGUCUUUUUAUCAGCGCAGCUUCCUCCGACUCCAUUCCAAUGCCAAUUAUUUCUUUAGACAUUUUACAAACGAUUACAGAUUAGUUCAAUGUACCGUAUAUUUCGCUCUAUAAGACACACCUUUUCCCUCCUUAAAAAGUAAGGGGAAAUGUGUGUGCGUCUUAUGGAGUGACUGCAGGCUGCGCAGCUAUCCCAGAAGCCAGAACAGCCAGAGGGAUUGCUGCGCAGUGCUCCCUCUCGCUGUUCUAGCUUCUGGCUUAGCCACGUGAAGCCUCUUCAGGGCAGCGGGGAGCCUUCAUCCUGCUGCCCUGAAGAGGCUGCGCAGCUAUCCCAGAAGCCAGAACAGCUGCGCAGCGCUCCCUCUCGCAGUUCUAGCUUCAGGGAUAGCCACGCAAAGCCUCUUGAGCAUAGUGGGAGCGCUCCUGCCUCUUUGCUCAAGAGGCUUUGCAUUGCUUUCUUGUUUCUUGUUUUCCUCCUCUAAAAACUAGGUGUGUCUGAUGGUUGGGUGCGUCUUAUAGAGCGAAAAAUACGGUAAUACAGGGAUUGGAAACCAAGCCUUAUGAGGCAAGGUUGAGGGAGUCAGGUAUGUUUAGCCUGGGAAACAGAAGACGUGAGAGGCGACAGGACCUUCCUGAUGGGAAGAGCUGUUUGGCAGGGCGAUGGACUCCCUUGGAAGGUGGUGGACUCUCCUUCUUUGGAGGUUUUAAAGCUGAGGUUGGGUGGCCAUCUGCCAGGGAUGCUUUCGUUGAGAUUCCUACAUUGCAGUGGCUUGGAGUUGUAGGAGUGCAAAUAUCCAGAGUGUGGGGAUCAGAUGGGAUUACUAUGAGGAAUUAUAAAAUAUGCAUCAAGCCAUUGUGUCCGUUAUGAAAACAUGGCGUUGACUGGGUUCGAUUCAUUGACAGUAAUUUCUGAUCAAAUCCCACAAGCCUCUGCAUUUCUGGCAAUUUCUCUACUGUUCAUUUUGUACGCCUGACAGGCACGUAUCAGCAUUCUAAACACAGGCCAGUUGCUUCAUCAGGCGUCCUGAGCCAUAAAAGAUAGUAGGUAGCUUCUUUGAUGUAGUUUGUUAAUCUUUAGAUAGAUCUUAAGGGCCACAGAGCCUAGGACUUGCCGAUCAGAAGGUCGGCGGUUCGAAUCCCCGUGACGACGGGGUGAGCUCCCGUUGCUCGGUCCCUGCUCCUGCCCACCUAGCAGUUCGAAAGCACGCCAAAGUCCAAGUAGAUAAAUAGGUACCACUCUGGCAGGAAGGUAAACGGCGUUUCCAUGCGCUGCUCUGGUUCACCAGAAGUGGCUUAGUGAUGCUGGCCACAUGACCCGGAAGCUGUACGCCGGCUCCCUCGGCCAAUAAAGCGAGAUGAGCGCUGCAACCCCAGAGUCGGCCACGACUGGACCUAAUGGUCAGGGUUCCCUUUACCUUUAAUCCUUCCUUUGCUUUGGAACGCCACAGGAGUAGAUCAUACGAUUCUAUGCUUCUCUGAAAGGCAGACCCCUCAAUCUCUGAGCCCUGCUGAAUAUUCGAGCCCAUGUGCCCCUCAUGGCACUCAUGCCUUGCCUUUCUCCCCCUCUUCCCAGUUUUUUCCAGGUCCCUCAACAACGAUGCUUCAUCCAGGGUUGCCUACCCCAUGGCAAAGGAAGCCGACCAGAGUUCCAAAGAGCCCGAGAAACCCCUCUGGACCCAAUACGCCCACAAAGGCCACACGGAGCAGGAUGAAACCCUCAAAAACCUGGUUGUAAGGCACCACGUCUUGUCAAGGCACCACGACGCAGGAGAGGCCGUGGUGAGCAACAGCACCGCGCCCUUGCACGAGGUCGCCUACUCGCACUUGGAGGGACUUGAAGGCCCCAGGGAACACGUCGGGCACAGCUUGGCAGCCACGGCCUGGGCAGACUCUGGCCAGCCUAGCAAGGGGGUCCUGGAGCAGGCCGACGAGUUGUGACCCUCUCUCCCCGCUGCUUUCCUCUGUAUGGCAUUUGGGGACUUAAUAGGGGGUGGUGAUGGGGGACAGGGCUGGAUGUGUGUAGACCAAACUGCUUCUUUCCCACUGAGCAGGGACGGGGGGAAGGCAUGGAGGUGCUGUUUGCAAGAGAGCAAGCGAAAAGUGUAAAGAGGGUGGCUUGCUUUCUUCUUGCCCUCUCUGUGGUAAGCUUCAGAAAAGCCCAACUCCCUCCCCCCAGCAUCUGCGGUCAGCAGCCGGCCUUAGUCAAAGGUUUGUUGAGUCCAUCCUUACUCUGCCUGCUGGACAUCUCUCAGCAAUUCCUCCUCUGCUUUAAUAAUAAUAAUAAUUUUUUAUUUAUACCCAGCCCUUCCUGGUUCAGAAAACCGGGCUCAGGGCGGCGAACAACAAAUUUAAAACACUUAAUUGAUGCAACGAAAAACAGCAUAAAAUACAGUAUAAAACGUGAAUAACAAUAAAUUCAGAAUUCAAAAAUCAAUUUAGGGGGGAAAUCCACCCAAUAAACAUUAGAUGAUCACCAGGGCUAGCUGGCUAAAUUAGUCCUAUUUGGGCCAGCGAGGAGACCAGGUGAGAAUUAGCUGUGGGAUCCCAGAGCGGGUAAUCUUCAUAAAAAGGGGAGGGAAGGAAGGGGAAUAAAAGAUCAGGCUAAGUUCAAAUUGAAUGGGCGUAAUAGCUCUGUCUUACAGGCUCGACGGAAGGAAGUUGAAUCCUGCAGGGCCCUGGUCUCAUGGGACAGGGCAUUCCACCAGGUCGGAGCCAUCACUGAAAAGGCCCUGGCCCUGGUGGAGGAUAGUCUGACUUCUUUAGGGCCCGGGACCUCUAAACUAUGGUUGUUCGUGGACCUUAAGGUCCUCUGCGGGCCACACCAGGAGAGGCGGUCCCGUAAGUACAAGGGCCCUAAGCCACAAAGGGCUUUAAAGGUCAAAACCAGCACCUUAAAUCUGACCCUGUACUCCACCGGGAGCCAGUGCAGCUGGAAAAGCACUGGGUGAAUAUGCUCCCAUGGCAGAGACCCUGUGAGGAGCCUCGCUGCAGCAUUCUGCACCCGCUGGAGUUUCUGGGACAGUUUCAAGGGUAGAGCGAAUUACAGUAGUCAAGCCUGGAGGUGACCAUCGCAUGGAUCACUGUGGCCAGGUCGGGGCGGGAAAGGUAAGGGACCAACUGCUUAAUGUGGUGAAGGUGGAAAAAAUUAGAGAUUUUGUCCGACAUUGCCCACGUUUUCGAGUAUAUUUCUUUGCAGUCACGAGGGCUAGAAACUCCCAAAUGAAAGCUCGGCUGGGCAGGGAAAGGCAGUGAUUUUUGUCCUGUCCUGGGUUCGUCUCAAACAGUGCUGUUCCUGUUCUGCUACAGUUCGGCUUCUGGAAAAAACACACCUUCUUUCGCUGUUUGCUGUAGCCUGGAAGUAAUGUAAUGAAUUGUGUAAUUAAUCUCAACGGAAGGGAAGCAUCAGAAGAUAAUUAUUUAUGUAAUGUUUGUGGACUAAAAAAAAAAAAAAAAUCAUUGCAAAUACCACUUGUAUGGGAAAAAAUUUAUAAUGAAUUGGAAAAAAAUGUUUAAAAGUACAUUUCCCCCCCCAAAAAAAACCAGAGUCCUUUUUGUUGGGGAUAAUUCAGAUGGAAAUUCUCAGGUGUCAAAAAAGACUAUGUAAGCCACUACUGCGGCCCGUGUUUUGUUAGCCCAAAAAUGGAAAACGAGCAAGGUCCCAACUAAAGAAUGGCAACUUAAGCUGACAUAAUAUGUGCAGAUUGCAGACUUAACAUAUAGAAUAAGAGAACAAGAAGAACAUACGUUUAGAGAAGAUUGGAAAAAGUUUAUUGAAUAUAUGGGGGGAAAUUGUGUACGCUUGAAAAUGCUGACAGCAUUAAGAUAAAUUCAACAGUGUAAAUAAGUUUUAAUGGAUAUAAUAAUGGAAUACUGAAUGGUAUGGUUUCUGUAAAAAUGCAGGGAUUUAUGAUAUGUAAAAUGAACCAUGGAAAGAGAAGAAGGGAAGUCACUGACAUUUUAAGGUUGUUUAAUGAAUAUUUUAAAUUGUAAAAUAGAAAACUUAAUAAAAAUUAUUU
This is a messenger RNA of Podarcis lilfordi (Lilford's wall lizard), 24547 nucleotides long. Lineage: Eukaryota; Metazoa; Chordata; Lepidosauria; Squamata; Lacertidae. The record is from the annotation of a GenBank genome assembly.